Heterostelium album PN500 is the source of this 2655-nucleotide messenger RNA. RefSeq lists its product as uncharacterized. Bases 1 to 2655 code for a protein of 884 amino acids. Lineage: Eukaryota; Evosea; Eumycetozoa; Acytosteliales; Acytosteliaceae. The transcript has 3 exons. The record is from RefSeq and is a predicted model, not a curated record.
AUGGUGGUUGAAAUAACAUAUCUAUGUCAUAAGAGAUAUGCUAUAAUUAUAGAAAUGGAUCCAUUACCACUUAGAUUUAAAUAUUUAUUUUUAGAGGAAAAAGAUCCACGUGGUUUGAUAGAUGUUAUCAAAGCAAGAGAGUAUGCAGCUUUCAUUUCAAAGUUGGCACUUCGUCAACAUGAAGAAGAGGAGAAAUAUACUGAGAAAUCUAGUAGCAGAGAAUCGGAAUCAUUCAACUAUUCAAACUUUUAUGAAAUCCUAUGGAAUUUCCUUAGAUCCAAUACCUAUCGCUAUAUUAUCUUUGUUUUGAGUUUCAUAACGUUGGAUGUCUUUUCGCUACUGAAGCGAUUGGUUCACAGAGUGGAACGACUCAAUGUCUACGAGCAGCCGGUCUUCAAUAUGAGUUUGGAGAUAUUGAUCGAGCUGAAACAGCGUGAUGCCAUUUCAAGGAAAAUUCAACUGUACCGACUGAAAACCAACCAGGACGAAGGUAUGCAACAACGAUUCCAAGAUUAUGUGGAUAACGUUUGUCCGUUGAUGGAUUGCUUUCCGGAGAAUGUCCACCAGAUGCCGUUGAAUAAACACGUCAGAGUCGAUUCAGACAUCCUCUCAAUGCUCACCUCGAAACCACAGGAAAUCUAUGUAUCAGUUCCACACUACCAGCAAUUCGUUGACCAAUUCGAGAUCUUCUCGAGACGUGUUCUUCGCAAUGUAACUUGGAAUCUCGGAGAGAGUUCGCGUGUGGUUGUCGCCGGUGGAUCGGUAGUGGCGGCACUCACUAUGUAUGCAGGCUACACAGAUUACCUGGCUUUCAGUUGGACACGUCGUAUCCUUGGUAAACUCCUUCCACAGAUCAUUGUUAGAUAUAUUAUGGAUCUGUUGGAACUCGAUGGGAAUUGGUUUGUUCGGGUGGUUCAAGAUCAUUUCAGUAUGAAAUGGUCGGAAUCCGAUAUCGAUUUGUUUGUCAUGGCUACUUCACUCGACGAUGCCAAAAAGCAUAUCAAUCUGCUACUCCAAGAGAUAACUCCAUGCAUUCCAGUGGACUACAUGAUUGUUCAUACAGACCGAUCGAUUACCAUUGCGCCAGAGUAUCCUUAUCGUCCCAUACAGCUGAUAACCUCGAUACAGAACGGUCCACAAGAUCUACUGAUUCCAUUCGAUUUGGACUGUGUAGCGUUUGUCUACGAGCCAACCUACAAACAUGUCUUCACGCUUGACCGUGGAAUUCGUGCGUUCAAUACAUCGAUCAAUGUGAUUCCAACACACCUGUGGCCAAAGAGUGGUUCGCGUGCAUUCAAAUACGAAACAAGAGGAUUCCACCCACUGCCAUUCUACGAUCCAAAGUGUAUGCACAACACCGUUUGUUGUGAUCACCGCUCCGAUUUGAAUCAAUAUAGACACAGAACGUUCUACAAGUCACACAGCUUCCCUUACCACAGCGGAAUCGAAGCGGUCGAAGCCUAUUGCCGUGAGAAAAAGUUGACCUAUUUCAGUAGAUUGGACACCAAAUUCGAAGAGUAUUUCAAUAGUAAAAUACAGUUUGAUUGGAGCCAUAAUUACGAUGCCGUUAUUUGGAAGUUUAAUUGCUAUCAGUGUAACACCCCACUUCCUGAAGAGUUGGUAAGCACUGUCCAUGUUCUGUGUGAACCUUGCAGACAGGUGAAUGAAGACAAAUGGAACCAAUGGGACGAAUUUAAAUUCCAUGAUAAAAAGUAUGCAUUGGUUACUGGUGGACGUUCGAAAAUUGGAUUCGAAACAGUUCUCCGGCUGUUGAGAAGUGGAAUCCAUGUUAUUACUACAACUAGAUACCAACUGGUGACACAAGUUCGUUACGCAAAAGAAUUGGAUUACGAGAAAUGGGCAGAUCGUCUCUUUAUUUUCAUGGUUGAUUUCUCCAAACAAAAUGCAGUGGAGUCACUCGUAAAGUUUGUCAAGUCAAAAUGUCAGAGACUGGAUAUUCUAAUCAAUAAUGCCAUCGUUGUAAAUAGAACAUCAUCUAAACUCUCUGAAUCACUUAGAAUUUCAGAACAAAGAAUGGUGGAAUCGAUUGUAUAUGCCAACGAAAUGAUGGAUCAAGAAGAUGAUGAAUGUAACAACAAGAAAACCGAUGUAAAUUUAGAUCAAAUGUUAGUUGGUGAAAUGCUGGAUAAUAUGUCAAUAGAUGAAGAUGAACCAUUUACAUUUGAAUCAGUUAUCGAUAUCCAAAAGAUCAAUACAGUUGUACCGAUUCAAUUGAUUACACAGUUAAGUUCCAUUAUGGGUGGUACAAGCAGUAACAAUCAGUAUUCAUGUAUUGUUAAUCUCUCGUCGAACGGUGGAAGUAACAAAAAAUCAACAUCGAAACUCGAAGCGAGUGAUCCUGGCAACAUUGAAUUCUUUUCAAACCUAUCGGUUGCACGUAAACAACUUAAUAGUAUUACAUGUUCAUUGGCAUCUGGAUACCUAGCGAGACGUAUCUACAUUUGUGCAGUCGAUCCAGGUUGGGUUGCAAAGAAAAUUCCAUAUUCCAAUAUCCUAUCGAUAGGACCUUUGAAAAUGCGUGAUGGAGCAUCACGUAUACUCGAUCCCAUCUACAAACGAUUACAAAACAUAUCUCAAUAUGAAAGUGGUGUAUUAUUUAAAAACUAUAUUCCUGUAAAGUGGAACAAAAAAUAA